Mucor mucedo is the source of this 1767-nucleotide messenger RNA. RefSeq lists its product as uncharacterized. The record is from RefSeq and is a predicted model, not a curated record. NCBI's taxonomy places the organism in Eukaryota, Fungi, Mucoromycota, Mucoromycetes, Mucorales, Mucoraceae. The transcript has 4 exons. Gene Ontology annotation, molecular function: CoA-ligase activity. Gene Ontology annotation, biological process: secondary metabolic process. Bases 27 to 1676 code for a protein of 549 amino acids.
CACCUCUUCUUUUACUUAUUUUCAAUAUGACUAUUUUCACAUCACCCAAGCAGCCUGUCGCAAUCCCAGAUACUGAUAUCUACUCAUUUGUGUUUAGCCCCAACGUAUUUAAUACGACACGCCCUCAAGAUAGACCUUUGUUAAUUGAUGGUUUGACAGGUGACUCAUUAUCUUUUACAGAAUCUAAAGAUUUAACUGCUCGUAUCGCGAAUGGCUGGAAAGAAAAUGUCGGAUUAAAAAAGGGAGACGUUGUUGCAGUCUUUGCUCCCAACCAGUAUGACCAUGCAAUUUUGUAUUUUUCAUUAUUAGCUGCUCAAUGUACUGUCAGUCCUGGUAACCCCAGUUAUACUGAAGAUGAAUUCAAUCACCAAGUCCAAAAGUCAGGGGCAAAGGCUAUUGUUACUGUGCCCUCUUUACUCCCAGUCUUAAAAAGAAUUGCUAAAAAGAACAAGAUUCCCCAAGAUAUGAUCUUUUUAUUCGGUAACGAAUCUUUUGACGGUAUUCGAACAUUCAAAUCAAUUGCCUCAAAUCACAGUGAUAUCAGAUUACCAAUCCAAGAAAUCCAAGCGGCGGAUGAUCUUGCCUUUAUUUGUUUCUCAAGCGGUACAACGGGUGUGGCAAAGGGGGUCAUGUUAACACAUCGAAACUUUGUUGCUCAAAUGGUCAUGGUGACGGAUUUCGAAGGAACCGAUUCCAAUCAAAAGGAAGAUAUCAUCAUUGGAUUUCUGCCGUUUUUCCAUAUCUUUGGCCUGACUACGUUGGUCUUUCGGGCAUUCUACUCCAAUACCCCCGUUGUUGUUAUACCUAAAUAUGAUUUGGAAUUGGUUUGCCAACUGAUCGAAAAGUAUAAAAUCACAAUUGGUCCGAUUGUUCCACCAGUUGCUGUUCAUUUUGCAAAAAAUGAUAUUGUCUUGAAAUAUGACCUAUCCUCUCUUCGCAUCAUCAGUAGUGGUGCUGCUCCUCUUGGUGUUGAGCAUAUUGAUGCGCUUCAACUACGUAUCCAAGCUCCCGUAAGACAAGGUUAUGGCAUGACAGAAACAACAGCAGGCUGCAUUUAUCAAAAAGUUGGUGUUAGUCCCCCAGGCUCCACCGGAGUUCUAAUUUCCAACAUGAAAUGUAAAAUUGUAAACGAACAGGGAGAGGAACUUGGAGCAGAUCAGGCCGGCGAAGUUCUGUUGAAAGGUCCUGUUAUCAUGAAGGGAUAUUUGAAUGACGAGAAAGCAAACAAAGAAACAUUCACAAGAGACGGUUGGAUGCGUACAGGCGAUGUUGCAAAAUAUGACUCCAAAACAGGCGAGUUUUUUAUAGUGGAUCGUUUAAAAGAGCUUAUUAAGUACAAAGGAUACCAAGUAGCACCCGCAGAGCUAGAAGCAUUACUUAUGAGUCACACAAGUAUUGCAGACUGCUGUGUUGUGGGUGUAUAUGAUUCAUCUCAAGCAACAGAAAUUCCCAGAGCCUAUGUUGUGCUUCAACCCAACAUAAAGAACAAUAAAAUAACAACAGACAUGAUUUCUAAAUUUGUAGAGGAUAAUGUGACCAAUUACAAGAAACUUCGAGGUGGUGUUCGUGUCAUUGAUAAAGUGCCUAAAAGUGCCAGUGGUAAAAUUUUAAGAAGAGAAGUGAAGGAAUGGAUACGACAAGAGCAAAUUUCAGAAACUUCCAGAGCUCGUCUCUAAUGUGCGUCUUACGUAGACUUGGAACCCCUUUCACACCCUUUCUGCCAUUGUAUAAAUAAAAUAUAAGACCGGACAAAUAUGACAUCUAGAC